Anolis sagrei ordinatus is the source of this 4773-nucleotide messenger RNA. RefSeq lists its product as uncharacterized. NCBI's taxonomy places the organism in Eukaryota, Metazoa, Chordata, Lepidosauria, Squamata, Anolidae. The record is from RefSeq and is a predicted model, not a curated record.
GUGCUGAGGCAGGAGAGGCCUCCCUUGCCAAGGCGAGGCCUCCUUCCCCUCCCAAGCCAGGGCCCGAGGGCGGCCUGCUGCUGCUGCUCCUCCGCCUCUUCCCCGGAGAGGAGCCCGCCCAGGCCGCGCCUAAGUUCGGAGCCAUGAGGGGCGCCGCGUUGCUGCUGGGCCUCCAAAGAAAUGCUGCUCCUCGGCGGCUCUUGGCGGCGGGAAGCGGCGGCCUUCGCCGUGGCCGGAGCAGCGAGGCCUGCGACCCCGGGCCCGGCCCUGUGCGGAUCGGCUGCGCCUCAGGCUUCUGGGGAGACACGGCCGCCUCAGUUCCUCAAUUGCUAUAUGGAGGGAAGCUGAAUUUCCUGGUCUUUGAUUACCUUUCUGAAAUCACAAUGUCUUUACUAGCUACUGCCAAAGCAAGAGCUCCAGACUUGGGGUACACACCUGAUUUUGUAUUAACUGCAAUGGCUCCUUAUAUAAAGGAUAUACACAGGAAAGGUGUUCGUAUUAUCAGCAAUGCUGGUGGGAUGAAUCCACUUGCAUGUGCUGCUGCUCUCCGACAGGUGGCAGAAAAGGCUGGUGUGGACUUGAAGAUAGCUGUGGUUACUGGUGAUGAUUUGAUGGGGGAGUUAAAUAACAUUAAGAAAGCUGUCUACAAAGGGGAGAAUGGGAUGCCAUUUCCAGAAAAUAUCCAAAGCAUGAAUAUAUAUCUUGGUGCAAAACCAAUAAGUCGAGCUCUUGACCUGGGGGCAGAUGUUGUAGUGACUGGAAGAUGCGUUGACAGUAGCCUUGUAUUGGGACCACUCAUGCAUUCUUUUGGAUGGAACAGAGAUGAGUUCAACCUCCUAGCAUCUGGCAGUCUUGCAGGCCAUCUGAUUGAAUGUGGUGCUCAGUGUACAGGAGGAAUAUUCACUGACUGGCAUUCUAUACCAGACUGGCAUAACAUCGGUUUUCCCAUAGUAGAAUGUUCUGCUGAUGGAAGUUUUAUUGUAUCCAAACCACCCAACACAGGGGGCCUGGUAUCUUUUGGCACAGUAGCGGAACAGUUGGUAUAUGAAAUUGGCAACCCUAAGGAAUAUAUCUUACCAGAUGUCACAUGUGAUUUCUCACACGUUUCCAUUACCGAAAUCCCAGGUGUUGAAGGUGGUGCAGUGAAGGUUCAGGGAGCUAAAGGAUUGCCUCCUUCAUCCUGUUACAAGGUGAAUGCCACAUAUCUUAAUGGAUUCAGAGCUACAGCUUGCUGUCCAGUGGGAGGCCCAAGAGCAACAGAAAAGGGCAGAAGAACUGCUAAAAGUAUUUUAGAAAGGACUCGCAUUAUGUUUGAUAAACUGGGAUAUGGGGAUUACAGUGCUGUUAACCUACAGAUUCUAGGUUCUGAGGAAACAUAUGGACCACAUGCCAAACAGAACAUAGAUGGGGGUCCUCGGGAAGCUGUUGUUUGGCUUGCUGUACUUCAUAAGGAAAAAAAAGCAGUGGAAAUCUUUUCUAGAGAAAUUGCCCCAGCUGGAACUGGAAUGGCACCUGGUCUCACUGGAAUUGUUGGAGGGCGUCCCAAAGUUUCUCCAGUUCUGAAACCAUUUUUCUUCCUUUAUCCCAAAAAGAAUAUUAAGAUCGACAUAUAUAUGAAUGGACAUCAUGUUGAAACGUUUGAAGAAGAUCUUUCAUUCACUUCAGAUGCACCCAUUUCACCUGAGGAGCAAAAGAUUCAAGAAGAUAUGAAAGAUUUACCAAGUGGUCCACACGCAUAUCGCCUGGAAGAGCUUGCCUAUACCAGGAGUGGGGACAAGGGCAACUCAGCAAACAUAGGUGUCAUAGCCCGACAUCCCCUCUACUAUCCAUACCUCAAGAAAAUUUUAACUGCUCAGGCAAUAGAGGAUUAUUUCCAGCAUCUUUUAGAGAAAGAAAAAUCUGGGCAGAGCUUGGUCACAAGAUAUGAACUACCUGGAGUAUAUGGACUGAAUUUUGUACUAAAAAACUCGCUUGGUGGCGGUGGCACAGCAUCACUGAGAAGUGACCCACAGGGCAAGGCAUUUGGGCAGAUGCUGCUGGACUUUGAGAUAAAAAAUGUUCCUGAUCUAAAGUCUUUGAUAGAAUAAGAUAAUUAUCGCUUUUCAGUUUUAAAAACUACAUUAAAUAAAAAUCAAGAAGAAAUAAAUUAUCAAGAAAAAAAUCAAGGCACUCCUAAAUGUGGUAGCGGUUUAACUAAUUACCCAAAGCAGAGAUAAUGGAAUGUUGUGAGUAAUGCCAGAUUUGUUGCUUUGUAAGGGACUGGUAUUUCCCAUCUACUGCUAUAUUCUAUGGUUAUAAUUAAGCAAUAAAUGAGCAUCUUUCUGAGAAAUAACCACAGUUCCAAAUGAAAGGUGCCUGUUUUCCCCAAUGGUUUGUGUUAAUAGCUGUAACAUUAACAAUUAUUAUGUCAGACGAUACAGAGAAGCUAUUGAAAACCACAAGCAUGUGGACAAUUUCAACAGAAAGGAGGAAACCAUGAAAAUGAACAAAAUCAGUCUACCAAUUUUUUUUAAAAAAACUCUAAAAUCAGGACAAUAAAUAAAGAGCAAUACUCAAACAACAGGGGAAUUCCUGACAUGAAACAAUCAAGGCCACUUAACACCUCCCAACAAAGAAUUCCCCCAGGCAGGAAGCACCCAGGCUUUGAAGCUGCAAGGCUAUUCAGUGCUAAUCAAGGUGAUCAAUUGCAACAUUCACACUUGCCUCAAACAGACAAGAGUUCUUUCUCCCACCCUGGAUAUUCCACAGAUAAAUAUAAGCCCCACUUACCUAGUUUCCAACAGGCCUCACAACCUCUGAGGAUUCCUGCCAUAGAUGUGGGUGAAAUGUUAGGAGAGAAUGCUUCUGGUACGUGGCCAUACAGCCCAGAAAACCUACAGCAACCCAGUGAUUCCAGCCAUGAAAGCCUUCAACAACACCAACUGCUGUUUAUAGAACUUGCUUCCAGUAAAAAAAAUAAUUGUCUGUUAAUGGGUGCGAUCCUGCGGGAUUGAAGUGUUGUUACUGCUUCCAUCCAUUAUUCUUGUUAACCAUCUUCAAGUCAGUAUUAGUUUAUGAUUAAUUCAGAAGUGGUUUACCAUUAUUUUCAUUUUGGGCUGAGAAGGUGUGACUUGCUAAUAGCUCAGUGGAGAUUUGAAGCCUGGUCACUGGAGUCCUACUCCCAACUCUCAAAUUGCUAUGCCUCACUUCUGAUAGACUAGAGUCUAAAAACUCUAGUUGCUCGUAACAAAUGGACACUCAGUUAGACAUAGUUAUGUUUCUUGUUGAGUUUCCCUCGACUGGCUUUGUCAUUGAUUUCAAUCUGUAGUUAGUUGAGAUUGAUGUAGUAUUUAUAUAGUGACAAUGGUUACUAUAUAAUUACAACAGUGACCUAUUGAGUGCCUCAAAUGUUAGACCUGUUGCUGGGUAUAUUUGACUUGCUGAUUCCAUACAGCUCGAAAAACUCACAGCAACCCAGUGAUUCCAGCCAUGAAAGCCUUUGACAAAAUAUACACUUUUUUAAAAUCCGAGAUAACUCUUCUCUCAGCAUGUCUAGGUACAAUAGUGCAAUUAUAUGGUCGAUAUCCAACCUAGAAGUCCUAAGUAUCUCUCUUUUCUGGGCGUCUAUUAGAGUCUGUCAUCUAAAGCAUUCUUUUUCUACUGACUUCUAAAAGCAUACAGUUUCUAAAAUAGAGUCUGAGAUCUGAACAGUCCCAGAUCUGAUCACAUGGUCUACAGUCCCUCCCACAACAUAGAGUUAGAGAAAAUUGCAUACCAGUGCACACAUAUACAAUACGGUAAGCAACCUGAAUUAUAUACAUAACAAAUAACUAGUGGAGGCUUGAAGAAGGUUGCUAUUUCCAACAUAAUAAGAUAUGCUACAAGGUAGAUUAUAUGUAAAUAUGUUACCAAUGAAAAACCACUCUAGAUUAUGUGAGGAUAUUCUGUACUUUUAGAUACAAAUGGAUUUUCUAGCACUUUUGAAACUAAGUGAUAAACCGUGGCAUCUGCCUGAUGAAACAGACUGGGUCUAAAUCUUGUAGUAGAUCUCGAAGGUGCCACAAGAUCCCUUUGUAUCCUAAUGCAGACUAGCAUGACUAUUUCUUUGAAUUAUGACUAUGGUACUUUUUGAGUCAGUUUCACAAUACAAAAGAAUAUUCCAACAACCUUAUGUUGCUGGGCAAGUAAGGAGAAAGUGUUCAGACUAUAUAAGCAAUUUGAAGUACCAAUAUUUGCUUUUCCUAUUGACAUUGAAAUUACAUUCAGGUGCAUGUGUAUGAGGUAAGGAAGGAUCCUUUCACGCAUGAAUGUAAGCUUUACAUUCAAUGUUCAAGAUCCAAAGAACUAUUUUGGAUAAGCCUAAUCAGGUAAAGCAUUUUAUACUCUUUGGGAGAAAAAAGAAUGUGUAUUUUUAAAAUGUUUUUUUCUGAGAAUUGUCAGGUACAACCAUAUACAAAAAUGUAGCUAAUAGGGAGAUUAGAUGUCUAGGAAUGCUUGUAAAACACUGUAAAGUUUUGCUAACAUUGGCGUGAGCUAUUCCAGCUUUAUCCAAAACUUGCAUAUAUACAGCAUCUCUAAUUUUCCUACUUGUAAUCAAUAGCAAUGUUUGAAUGUAUUCCACAAUUUAUGUUCACUUCAAGCAUAUAUUUAGAUCAGUAAAGGAAGACAGUAUUAAAGGCACAGCUGGUUAUGUCCAAGAAAGUAGAAAGUAUAUCAGGGUACAGUCAUUUCUUGAUUGUUUACACUACUAUGUAUACUUUUAACAUAAAAUAAAUGUGAAAUAAUAUAAAUGGG